This is a messenger RNA of Lates calcarifer (barramundi perch), 3936 nucleotides long. It is a transcript of the gene vwa2, whose product is annotated as von Willebrand factor A domain containing 2. Lineage: Eukaryota; Metazoa; Chordata; Actinopteri; Centropomidae. Gene Ontology annotation, molecular function: calcium ion binding. The record is from RefSeq and is a predicted model, not a curated record.
UUGGAGAUGAGUAGCAGGUUACGAGAGUACCAAGGAGAAGCUGUUAAUAUCGUCUUUCGGCCCCUCCCUGUCUCCGUACUCACUCCAUGCGGGGAGGGGGGGGACAAAUUAGACCCUACCGGUGCAGGAACAUCAGAGGUGGGCAUGACGAGUAGGUGGGGUCGCUGCUGUCCUGUCCGGAGCAGAAAGCCAGUAGAUCAGACAGGCGCGGAAAUAAAGCGGCGUGUGGAGCUGGGGAGGACUGCUCACUGACAGACGCACCUUAAAACCCAAGGAUGUUAAACAGCGCAUGGUGUCCCAACAUGCACCCUGAUAUCCAUCUCUCCCUCCUCUUAACACUGCUGCUUCUUCAAGUCCAGCAGGGCUGCACAGUGCAGGAGAUCCAAACCAGCCAUGAAAACAUAGUAAAAAUCAACUCAGCAGGAGAAAUGAUGCAGUGCUCAUCAGCUAUGGACAUCCUCUUCCUCAUGGAUGGUUCCUACAGUGUGGGGAAGGGCAGUUUCGAGAGGUCCAAACACUACGCCAUCAAGCUCUGUCAAGCUCUAGACAUUGGGCCAGACAAGGUACGAGUUGGCUUGAUUCAGUUUGGCUCCACUCCUCAGCUGGAGUUUUCUCUGGACUCGUACACCACCAAACAAGAGCUGAAGAAACACAUGAAGAAGAUUUCUUACAGGGGAGGCAGCACCCAGACAGGCCUGGCUCUCAAGUACAUCCUGAGGAAGGGCUUCCCAGGCGGUCGUAACUCCUCCACUGCAGCCCGGAUUGCCAUCCUCUUAUCAGAUGGGAGGUCUCAGGGCAACGUGGUGCAGGCGGCUGCACAGCUCAGAGAGGCAGGUGUGGUCUUGUUUGCCAUCGGCCUGCGCUAUCCCAGGUGGGAGGAGCUACACGCUCUGGCCAGUGAGCCAAUGGAGAGCCAUGUCUUCUUCGCCGAGCAUUUCUACGAUGCUGUCAAUGGCCUGUACACCACGCUGGCCACCUUCUCUGUCUGCAACGCCACACCAGCAGGCUGUCAGAUGGAGUCGUUCCCCUGUGAGAGGAAGACACUGGAGACGGUGAAAGAGCUGCAGGGGAAUUUCAUGUGUUGGAAAGGCUCCAAAGGGUAUUCCCCAUACACGUCUCUCUGUCCCUACUACAGGUACAGCAAGGCUUACAAGAGACACCAGACAGUCUGCCAUCGGACUAUCUGUCCAGAUCCCUGUGACUCUCAGCCCUGUCUGAACGGUGGAACAUGUGUAUCAGAAGGUCCAGAGGGCUACCACUGUGUGUGUCCGCCUGGCUACGGAGGAGACCCUCACUGCGCUCCUGCAUUAUCACUGGACUGCUCUGUGGACCUGCUCUUCCUGCUGGAGGGCUCUGCCACCCUCACCUUGGAGGGCUUCCUCCGCCUCAAGUCCUUCUUAAAGCGCUUCCUGCAGACAGUGAUCGGGUCCGACAGCCCCAGCAAAGUGGGCCUGGCGGUGUUCGGUGGAGAGGCCCGGGUGGAAGCCCAGGUGGGCAAGUUCAAAGGGGACUUGAGGGGUCUGCUCAAGGCGGUGGAUGCCCUCCAACCGGUCGGCGGUGAGACCAAGACGGGCCAGGCGCUUCGUUACGUCACGCGCCACGGCUUCAUGAGCACGCCAGUGUUUGCAGAUGUCUCGGAUGACCUCCCCCGUGUGGUGGUGCUGAUCACCGCCACUCCCUCCUUUGACGAGGUGGUUGAGCCUUCAAAAUAUGCAAGGGACAGGGAGAUCUUCCUCAUAGGGGUGGGACCAGACUACUUAAAGGGACAGCUGAAUAACAUCACAGGAAAUCCUCAGAGGACUCUCACCUAUACAUCACCUGACAGGUUCACUGCUAAGAUCCCAGAGCUCAAGGCCAAGAUCUGCAGCGUGGACACACAAGGUUGUCUGGGCCAAGCAGUAGACCUGGUGUUUGCCCUGGAUGCCUCAGGCGGUGUCGGCAGCGACAACUUUGCCACCCUGCGCGACUUUGUGCGCAGCCUCACCGUCCAGUUCGACAUCAACCGUGACGUGGCCCAGGUUGCGCUUGUGGCUUACGGACGCAGGGCCACCACCGUCUUCAACCUGGACACCCAUGAGACGGGUUCUGCCAUCCUCAAGGCAGUAGGUGACGCCAACUACAUGGGCGGAGUGGCCUCAACCGGCGCAGCUCUACUCCACGUCCACUCCAACGUCCUGACCGUCGCCAAAGGUGCACGGCCCGGAGUCAACAAGGCCGUGGUGGUGGUGACCGACGGUUCAGGCGGGGACGAUGCCGCCGUGCCAGCGCAGAAGAUAAGAGACAACGGAGUUUCGCUGUUUGUGAUUGGUAUUGGAGACGUGCAGAGAGAGAGGCUGCUGCAGAUUGCUGGAUCAGAGGAGCGCAUGAUCUCUGUGCCUUCUUAUGAGGAUCUCAAGUACUUUGAGGACGUUCUAGUGCAGAUGCUGUGUUCAGAGGUAAAGAAGCCAGUAAACCUGUGCAGCCCGAACCCAUGUAUGAAUGAUGGGACCUGCAUCCUGUCAGGAGGGAGCUUCCGUUGUGAGUGCAGAGGCUAUGAGGGACCACACUGUGAAACAAGAAGCAGCAGGUCUUCAUCUAGAGGAGAUCUUCCGAGGCCCGCUGGUCUCAAGAGGAGGAGCAGGCAGAAGAAGAGCCACCAGGAGCUCCUGCAUCACUACAAACUACACCGCCGGAGACAUGCAGCCUGAGAAACCACACACACAUGAACACAUGUACUACACACAGAAAUACUUUAAAUCUACGGACUCUUAAAAACCAAGGAUGUUUAUGGGUAAACACUGGAGUAAAGGGAAAAUAUAUAUUGCUGUCACUUUGUUUGAAUAUUUAAACUUGCACUCAAACUUCAACAAGUGCCUUCAAACUGUAUGUAUUUCUACUGUGGUGUCCAGUUUGUUUUUGUUCAGUUUGUCAGCGCUCACUGUUGUGCUACUGUCUCAGCAUGAUUCUCUUGCCUAUUCAAAGAUGUAAACUUUUAUAUUAUAUUAUGGUGUAUACCUGUGUCUUGAUUUUAUAUAUUAUUCUUUUUUUUCAGUGUUUAUUAUCACAACCUACUUUCCCUUCUCUGACAGAGACAAAUUUGUGCCAAACAUGGUUUAUACUCAGUUUUAUAUUUUCAUGUUUCAGUGUAUUUUUAACAUUAGGCCCUUAAAUUCAUUUGACUUCUAGAUGUUUGCUAGUUCUCAGCAAACAACAAAAUAAUUUUAUAAGUAUACUGUAAAUAUAUAUGUGUGUGUGUGUGUGUGUGUGUAGCUAUAUAAAUGAUAAAUAAUGAUUAGAAAAUAAGGCUAGUUUUGUACUUUAAUAUUUGACUUAUAUCACUGUUGGUGGAAAAUUGAAAACAUUUAUAAUGGGACAAAUUCCCUAAUACAUUAUCUGUCAGUCCAGCUUUAGUAAAAACAGCUAACAAGCUCUAAAAUGUUAUUUAAAUCAAUAACCAAAAGAAGAUUUAAACUCUUUGCACCUUCCAAAAAAUUUGCCAGACAAACAUCUUCUUGCAAAAUGAGUCCCAUUCAUGAAUGUUUUAUUUUCAUUAGUGAGGAGUCGAUGUGUUUACUCUAAUUACCCCUUAAAUGUUUAAUGCUGCAGGUUUCCUGUGUCCUCUGCAAAUUUAAUCAUCAGUUUUGUUUUCAGCAGUUAAGUUGUGAAGAUCGAAGGCAAGAGGAGACAUUUUCAUAAGCAAUUUUCAAGCCAGUAUUGUUGUCAGUACAUUUUUUAUUUGAAUAAAAAGUGCAUUUCUAGCUAGCAAUACAAGCCAACAGGCUGGAUAAUGGUGUAAAUAUAUUUACAUCUUGGCUACCAGCAUAUAUGAACCAAGCUACAAUCUAUAGAGUGUACAAAAUGGCCAAUUUAGUAGAGGGGCGUCUUUCUGUCUCAGACUUCAGUGGUUUUCAAAUGUUUGGCUGUUUAUCAAGAGCAACUGUUAGACUGGCCAAAAUG